GGCACAAUUGCCGUUGGGCAAGUCCAGUCCAUCUUCAGCCUUGUCAAUCCAGCACGGGCAACCUCACACUUUCAACUUCUCAACUCCUUACAGAAAGACUUUGUCCAACUCGAGCAUACCACCACUCUGCUAGGCUAGAGGGUAGCUCGCUCCAUACCUCUGUGUCACCGAACAUUCCAUGCAUAACAAAGAUCUACAAUUUCGACACGAGUCUCUUCGUUCCUGAUUUCUCGCAGCCAGUCACUCAGACUGCAACCACCCUGUCUGUUCGGUCAUGAUGUUGACGGACACUCUGGACCAGUUCACAAUAGAACAAGACAUCUAUCACAUCAACGAAUAGACUCGCGCCUCGCUACCUCCACCAAAGCCGCGGUGUCACCAACAUGGGUGCCCUCGACACUUUGUGUUGUUGGUAACAGCCCCCUCCCCUUCCCCUUUGCGCAUUCACACCUCUUCAAUAACGUUUCCACUAACCUUGAGCAGGAUUUCUAUUCUGACUGCUGCUGCUCUAACAGCAUUGGUACCCAAAUCUACAGCACAUGAUAGACCAAUCCAUAUUCUGGUCGUGGCCUCGCUAGCCUGCGCAUUUGCUCUUCCAACCAUCCACCGGCUACUGCCAAAUCUUUUCCGUCCAUCCAGGUUCAAGCAAAAAGGAGGCUACAACUCAAUACCCCUCGCAUCCGUUGGAAACUUCAAAGCAUCCACCACCUUUGACUCCGACACGACUUCAACGACUCAGAAUCCCAAGGCUGCAAAGGUCCGCAUAACCGUCCUCGCUGCUUUGGCCGCAGUACUCUCACUGCGCUUAGAAGUGUACCGGCGCAUCACAAAGGCCACCGAGUGUACCAUCACAAGUGUCGAGGUCUUCUUACCUUUCCUCCUCGCAGCCUACGACGCGCUCCGAUCACAGAAGAACGUGGCUCUAGAUCGCGACUCCGGCCCAGACGCAACCAUCUACCAGUCUCUUCGACACAACGUGGCCUCGUCGGUCGUUGCUCCAAGGUUUCGAUAUUUGCUACCUGUCUUCUUGAUCUGCUGUGGCUGUUAUCUGGUCCAGAGUCUGUGGGCUUCCUUAAAUUCGACAUACAUCUGCCCCAUCACCACCGGAGAACAGCACAGCAUCCCUGCCUUGCAGCUGCUCGCCCUUUUCCUCGAUGUUGCAGCAACCAUCAUCGCUUAUGAAACCUCACCAAAUUCCGAUGGCACGCACCUCUCUCCAAGACGUUACAUGGUUCUCUGGAGCUCUGCUUUUCUAUCCACCUCGGUAAUAUGGCUCAUCGUCGGAUGCAUCCUCUACGUUUUCAAGCCGGAGUUACGCACAUGGUUGUUUUUGAUCUUUCCGCCAAUAGACGUUAGCACCAUCCUGGCAGCUGGAUUACAUACCUUUUUAUUCUGCAUACUUAUCAUCUCGACAUUACACAGUGUCAUCGUGUAUGGCCUGCUAGACAUGUAUAUCCACUUGACUCUUGCCAUAAUCAUGGUCCCAGUGAGCGAAUUCAUCUGGUCUCAUAAAUAUCCGUUUCCUCCUACCUCAAAGACCACUUCCACGAUAGCCUUUGCUCUAGCAUACCUAGGCUGGUACUUUCACCGUCAUAUCCAACAGUCUUUGGGCGAAAAGGAGCCUUUGCGUCGCUCCAGAUUUCUCCUCGCAUCCGUCGCGCUCUUCCUGCUGCUACUACCGACCUGGCGCGUCCAGGACUUCAUUCACUAUCACCCCAUCGACAUGCUGAUAUACGACGCUCAAAUUUGCCAUAACAAAUAUCUCCAAUCAGUCGGCAACACCACCUCUCUCGAGGAGACAGUAGCCCGGUACCAGAAGAGGUACAAUCGACUCCCUCCUCCAGGCUUCGACCUCUGGUUCGAAUACGCCAAGAAGAGAUCGGCCUUCAUUGUGGAUGAAUUUGACCAGAUUCACCAGGAUCUUGAACCCUUUUGGAAGAUUCCUCCGCAUGUCCUCCGAAAAGACACUUGGAUAAUGGUCUCUAACCCAUGGAAUGAAAUCUCUGGCAUUUCAAUACGACAAGGACAGGCAUCCGUGCUACCAAAUGUCCUACCCACUCACAAAUGGAUGCUUGACGGGGUGGCCGUCCUCAUCAACAAAUUUGCAGAGCAUCUCCCCGACAUGGAUCUUGCUUUUAAUCUGAACGAUGAGGCUAGAGUCGCCGUUCCGUAUGGCGACCUCGAAGCACCCCAUCAGAAGAAUCAGCCACCCGUGGAGACAGCACCCAAUUAUUGGUACCCUGUUGCUAAAGAUCCAAUCGGGGAUACUGUCUUCAAAGACAUGUCAUUUCGAAACACCUUUCGCGAAUUCGGCUCUGUCGGAUGCCCGCCCUCCUCGUAUGCGAGAAGUCACCCGCAUAUCUCAUCGAGAUCUCACAUCUGCCAUGAAUGCACUGCGCCACACUCUCUAGGACAAUUUCUUGCCAAUUGGACAGGUGCUGCCGACAUCUGCCACCAACCAGAUCUUGCAUAUUUGAAUGGGUUUUACCUUAGUCCAGCGGCUUUCAAGACCUCGCAUCAACUAAUGCCGGUAUUUUCCCAGUCAAAACCACAUGGCUACAACGAUAUUUUGUAUCCUUCUGCUUGGAACUAUAUGGACAAGGUCAAAUAUUCUCCGAGCGCGGAUACGGGAAAGCCGGGCGAACCGGAUUUCAAACCAGGGUACCCAGAUGUCCCUUUCAAGGACAAACAAAAUGUUCUGUUCUGGCGUGGCGCGACGUCGGAGGGAGUUUCUUCGGGCGACCAUUCUUGGAGAGGCAUGACUCGCCAACGCCUGGUACACAUGGCAAACAAUCUCACUACAUCGGCCCAUGAUUACAUCACUAUUCUCCUCCCACACUUUGACGACUAUAAAAAGUACAAAUAUGUCACACUUCCAGGAACAUCCCCUCAGACUCUAGGGUUGAAGACAGAUAUCGCGAUUGUGGAUCGCAUUGCUCGAUGUGGCGGAAUAGGUCUCUAUGACUGUACCGAUCAAGAAAAAGAGUUUGGACUGGUCGGGCCAUCAAACUUUCAGGCUCAUUGGCAGUACAAGUUCCUCUUUGAUCUCGAUGGAGCAGGUUUCAGUGGUCGGUUCCUGGCAUUCCUCGAGUCUCAUUCCCUACCCUUCAAGACGGCUCUGUUUCGAGAAUGGUACGACUCACGAAUCAGGGCGUGGCAUCAUUUUGUGCCCCAAGACCCGCGACUACAUGGUGUAUGGAGCACACUUGCGUACUUUGCUGGUGUUAAUGGGACGUUGUAUGGCGACAAAAUCUGGUGGAAGGCACACGAAGCGGAGGCGGAGCGGAUCGCCGAGCAGGGACGUGACUGGGUCAACAAGGCCAUACGAAAAGAGGACAUGGAAAUUUACUUUUUCAGGCUAUUGCUCGAGUGGGCUAGGAUAACCAACGAUUCGCGAGACAAGUUGGGCUUCACCGCCUAACUGUAGUCUGAACCUGUGUAUUAAGCAGGAAAGGCCAAUUUUGGGGACGCAAGCCCCUGUACCAUAUAUCCUGCUAGUCAGGAACACGUUUGUUGCGAGGGAUAUGUAUAUACUUUUAUUCUCCCUGAUGAAAUAAUGUUGUUGGACGAGUUGGCAUGACGCUUCAAGCGUGGUUAGUCAUGAAAGGUGUUUGUGGUCUCAGGACAAUUGCCAGCGUCCAUGGCUACAUCAAUAAUU
This is a messenger RNA of Exophiala mesophila, 3658 nucleotides long. RefSeq lists its product as hypothetical. The transcript is spliced from 3 exons. The record is from RefSeq and is a predicted model, not a curated record. NCBI's taxonomy places the organism in Eukaryota, Fungi, Ascomycota, Eurotiomycetes, Chaetothyriales, Herpotrichiellaceae. Bases 1229 to 3421 code for a protein of 730 amino acids.